Topomyia yanbarensis is the source of this 1691-nucleotide messenger RNA. It is a transcript of the gene Gint3, whose product is annotated as UBX domain-containing protein 6. The transcript has 2 exons. Gene Ontology annotation, cellular component: cytoplasm. Gene Ontology annotation, molecular function: protein binding. The coding region runs from base 227 to 1540 and encodes 437 amino acids. Lineage: Eukaryota; Metazoa; Arthropoda; Insecta; Diptera; Culicidae. The record is from RefSeq and is a predicted model, not a curated record.
GCACAGUCCUCUUCAAUUCACCGAAUUUCAACUACACAUCGGCAAAACAUUUUUAAUAAUCCUAUUCGUGAACCUAUUGCUAAUUGCGUUUUACUGGAGAAAGUACGGCAGCAUCAUCACCGAUCGUUUUAUUCGUCCAAGCACUGCUAAAGAAAUUGAGGAACUGAAACUUUCCGUUGCCCGGCUGAAACUUCCAAAGGAGCAUAGCCCGAGGAUUUAAAAAGUGAUGUCCAACUCAAAAAAUAAGAUAAAAAACUUCUUCCUUAAACAGAAAUUAAAAUUUGGCGCACCUGGACCGGGUCGAAAGCUGAACUCUGAAGCACCUCCACCUAGCUCUUCUCGUUCCAAAUCAUCUGGUUCAGCAUCAAAAGAAGUUUACAUUCCGCCAAAGCGAAAAGAAUUGUCGGCCGAAGCGAAGGCAGCUGCCGAGGCUGCGUUGUCACGUGUCCAAAAUAGGGACAAAAAAGAAUUCAACACAUCUCUAGCGGCCAUUCAGGCUCAAGUUCGACGAGAACUCGAAGCUGAACGUAAAGCGAAAGAAUUAGCCGAACAAGGGCCAGCCGCAGGAGAGAGUACAGCGUCUACCGAAGACGAACGGAAAGAUCUGGCAGUGCAGGGCGUGUACUUCCGUUGUCCUUUGAUAAGCGAAGAAGUACUACCUCGGGCUGAAUGGAAAGUGAAAAUCAAGAAUUUUUUGUACGAACAGCUAGAGAUCGAGAAAGGUCUUUCAGCAUGCCUAAUAAUCUACAACUGUAAUCCCAAAGAGAAAGUUGAAACCUGCGUGGAGACGUUGAUCAAAUGUUUGGAGAACAUUAUAAAUCACCCGAGUGAAGAGAAGUAUAAAAAGAUACGCAUGACCAAUCGGAUGUUCUGCGACAAGAUAAAAGUAUGCGAAGGGGCGCUGGAAUUCCUACAUUCAGCUGGAUUUGCAGAGAUAGUUAUCGAUGACGAACCUUACCUGAUUUGGUCCGAGGAAAAUAUUGAGCCCGAUAAAUCUUUAGAUGUUCUUGUCGAUGCACUAAAAUGUUCAGAACCUUUUCAUCUGGAACUGGACCGCAACAUUCAAGUUCUGCUUCCGUCACAAGUGCGGAAAACUAACCUGCCACCAGAUUUCUUUCGCAUCUCACUAGAAGAAAUCAAGCGAGAGCAGCAAUUACGCAGCGAAGCACUAGAGCAAACGCAAAUUCUCAAAACCAAAGCCAUGCGCGAGAAGGAAGAACUUCGGGUCGUCAAUCGCUAUAAAUUCUCGCUCAUCAGGAUUCGUUUCCCGAACGGCGUAUACUUGCAGGGAACUUUUAAUGUGUACGAAAAGCUUUUCCAGGUGUUCGAAUUUGUGCAGUCAUGUUUGAUGCACGAAGCGGCAGAAUUUGCCCUGGUUCUACCAACUGGUCAACGCUUCACGGAUACCGAUAUGGAAAAAUCGUUAUUCGAUUUGAGACUGGUGCCGAACAUUGUUCUCAAUUUCUCCUACGAAAAUGAAUCCCGUGAACUGAGCGAUUUGCUGAAGGAAGACCUGAUGCUGCUGAUACAAUCGUUCUAAACUCGAAAAGAAGGGUAGACAUUUUGUUAUUUUGUUUUUAGUAUCCGUGUAUUUUGGUCCGCACAUUGUGUCGUUUUUUUUUCAUACAUGCAGUUUAACACCUCAAAAAUGUAAAAAAAAUUAUUUAAAAUAUAUUUUGUUGCGAAACAUA